AUGAUCAGACAGAAACCAUUCGGAUGCACGACUUGUCUCGGAUUAUUUCUUUACUUUUGUAUCGUGAUCUUUUUGGAUGGUCUCAUAGCUCGUCUGUUUCGUUCCCAGAAGAAUUACGCCACCUACGCUAGAGAGGAUCGUUGUGUCGCCGACGGAUCAAGCUUUAAAUCAAUGGUCAGCAUGGACCCGCUGCCUAUCCGAGCAAUGGUCAGCAUGGACCCGCUGCCUAUCCGAGCUCCCGUGGAAGCUGAAUUCAAUGCGGAUGAUGAGAAGAAGGAUUGA
This is a messenger RNA of Haemonchus placei, 282 nucleotides long. The record is from the annotation of a GenBank genome assembly. NCBI's taxonomy places the organism in Eukaryota, Metazoa, Nematoda, Chromadorea, Rhabditida, Trichostrongylidae.